Molecule: messenger RNA, 1220 nt
Organism: Fusarium redolens
Lineage: Eukaryota; Fungi; Ascomycota; Sordariomycetes; Hypocreales; Nectriaceae
Exons: 1
Coding region: 434-787 (117 amino acids)
Source: RefSeq, a predicted model, not a curated record
CUGGCGGCUUGGACUGAGCGUUCCUGUUAUUCGAGAAGCUAUUGUCAUAGGGCUAGUUUUAUCCGUUUAAAAGCAAACAAUGGGCCUGUUCAAACGGCUGGAACUCGUUCAUAACCAAUGGCAGACGAUUUUCUCGAAGCAGUGGCAGCAGAGCUUUCGCAUUCACCUUCUCCACCGAGGUGUGCCUUUCCAUCAGAAUCCCAACUCGGAAUUCUGUUUCUUCUUCUCCCAACACAAACACAACCCACUAACAUCAAAAGAUUCCUAACUAUCACAACACUCUCUCUAUUGUCAACUAAAACCUUCUUACUCUUUUUUUUUAAAAAAAAAUAAAUAAAAAGGCACUUCUCAAAGCAAGGUAACCGAGACUCUAUCACUCCUAGCAUGACUUCAGCCCUAACAACCGAACUUCAGCUAUCCCAAACACAGUACCAUGUAUCGACUCGUGGCCAGAAAGCCCCUCAACCGUGAGGUUGAGGCAUGCGAUAUCCCUUCCAAGGAUGUCGAGAACUUGGUUCGAGCCCUAGAAGAUUUCGAGCUGGAACAAGAUCAGUCCUUCGAGGACUGGGUCGAAAUAAUUGACCACGCUACCCCCAAGACUACUCGGCCUGCAAAGACCUCAUCCGUGAAGACCACCAACAAGGCUGCCAAACAGGAUUCUGCCGGUGUCAAGGAUACGAAGGAGGAAGCUAUCAAGGAGGAGAAGCAGAAGGGCCCCGUCCCCGACGACGCUGUCCUUACCAAGGGUCUCAAGUUUGCCCGCCUCGCCGGAAACGUUAACAAGUAGACGAAGAGUCUGUAAUGUUGUGGUCAAGUUGGAGGAUCGCGGGCCUUCAUUUUUGUUGUUGCUCUUUUGGGUCGGUGCUUGAUGUAUGAAAAAGGGUUUGGCGAUGUACCAUAGCAUGCUGUGAGCCGACCUGUCUAGCUAGGCGUUCUGCUCCCUAGUCUAAUCAACCCAUACUGCACUUUGCGAUAAAGCACACGGCUGGUUAUCAUAUUGUUGAGGUUAUCUCAUCCCACGUCUCAUACAAAGCCCCUGCGCACUUCGCGCCUCGGAUAACACCCAACCCGUAGACCUCACAGUAGAACUGUCGCCAAGGACCAUACUGGCACCGUAAGCUUGCAAACUACAGAGCUCGACCCUGAACAGACUUUUUACAGGUCACUUAACUCGAAGCGUCGAUCACGAGCUUUUCGCGUCCUACUUUGAUGACGCGUUC